Messenger RNA from Pyricularia grisea, 480 nucleotides. RefSeq lists its product as uncharacterized. The record is from RefSeq and is a predicted model, not a curated record. Bases 1 to 480 code for a protein of 159 amino acids. The transcript has a single exon. NCBI's taxonomy places the organism in Eukaryota, Fungi, Ascomycota, Sordariomycetes, Magnaporthales, Pyriculariaceae.
AUGCAGGUUCUCGUACCAUACCAUAAAAUACCCGGCGUCGACAUAAGUCCAGCCAACGUCCCAAGCAGUAUUUCCUUCGAGAGGUUCAUGUUCUUCGUCGUCGAUAUCCUCCUCAUCUUCCAAUUCAACGCCCGUAGGCCCAGCAGUAGACAUACCUUUAUCGUGGUGCCCAUGAGUACCAUCAAUAAGGACGACUUGGCCUCGGAGGUUCCAAUGAAUUCCUGGACCAUGGUACCGAUCCCGCUGCACGGUAAGGGAAUUCAGGCAUGCCCGGUCCACGUAAAUGCAAUAUUUAAAACGCGGACACGCUUUAGAUAUCCACAAAGCGGCGGCGCCCCAUUCGAGGAAACGGGCGCGUAUGGUAUCUUUAGACGCGCCUUCGAGGGUUUUAUCCUCGAGAAUGAUCAAUUCGAGGUCGGGACCCAAUUCGGUUUGUACCGCUUUGUUUUCCAAAUUUCCGGCGUAUUGGUUUUCGAGUGA